This is a messenger RNA of Dovyalis caffra, 1401 nucleotides long. The record is from the annotation of a GenBank genome assembly. NCBI's taxonomy places the organism in Eukaryota, Viridiplantae, Streptophyta, Magnoliopsida, Malpighiales, Salicaceae.
AUGGACGAGAAGAAGAGAGGAUUUUGGAGAUGGUUAAUAUCAUCAGUAUUGUUAAGGCUGAUUCUAAUUUACCUCCCUAGAAACUUCAACUUAGCCUCUCGCCCAGAAGUCUCCACUCCUCUCACAAGCCUCCGUCGCCUGGCCGAAGGUUACUGGUUGAAGCAAUCAUCAAUCUCUCCUUAUGCAGGAUCGAUGUACCAUGGUUCUCCAUUGUUACUCUCACUUCUUGGUCCACUCACUGUUAAAAGAAUUGAAGGGCAACCUGAUCAUCUUUUAUGCAGUUUGGUUUUUGUCAUUGCAGAUAUUAUUAGUGCUUUGCUUAUUCGUGCCACCGGUCAGACUCUACAGAUGGCAUAUAUACAGAGUUUAAAAUCACUUGACAUUGUUGAUCUAUUAAAAAGUUCAGAUUUACUUUCAUCAGGAGAUAUUGCUGCACUUGUAUACUUGUGGAAUCCUUUCACUAUAGCUGCAUGUGUGGGUUUAUCCACUUCCCCAGUUGAAAAUCUUGUUGUCAUACUAGCACUUUAUGGAGCUUGUAAAGGACUAGUUCCUCUGGCAGCAUUUGGAUGGGUUAUGGCGACACACUUGUCUCUUUAUCCUGCAAUUCUAAUCAUUCCAGUGGCUCUUUUGUUGGGAUAUGGUCCUGAUACACCCCCCAGAAAGUUGUUCCUGCAGAAGGGAUAUGGUAAAAAUGGAGAUAACCACUCAAGCGAUAACUGUGGUCAGCAGGAGACCUACCAAUCAAAGCCACAAGUUAUAUUUUCAUGGCGACCAGUCAUACAUUUCUUAUUGUGGAGUUCUCUAUGGUCCUCCUAUGUGCUGGUCCUUUGCAUUAUAUCUGUCAAACAGCACGGUAGCCUGUGGGAGAUGUUUCAAAGAACAUAUGGGUUCAUUCUCACAGUGGAAGAUAUGUCACCAAAUAUUGGUGUUCUGUGGUACUUCUUUGCCGAAGUGUUUGAUUUCUUCAGAAAUUUCUUUUUGAUAGUUUUCCACCUGAAUAUUUUGUUUAUGAUGUUGCCAUUAGCCAUACGGCUAAAGCACCGGCCCUGCUUUUUGGCUUUCGUCUACAUUGCAAUCUCUUCAAUGCUUAAGUCCUAUCCAUCGGUUGGAGAUUCUGCACUAUACUUGGGUUUGUUGGGUUUGUUUCUUGAUGAAUUAGCAGACAUGCAAUUCUCUUUCUUCCUCUUCUGUGGAUAUAUUGGGGUGUCCCUUCUUAGCCCUGUGAUGCACAACCUAUGGAUUUGGAGGGGGACUGGCAAUGCAAACUUCUACUACGCAACUGGUAUGGCAUAUGCAUGCUUGCAGAUUAUUUUGGUGGUUGAGAGUGUAAGCGCCGUGCUCAACCAUGACAGGAAGCUUAGAAAGUUAUCUGUGACAAAGCUUCAAGAUGGGAAAUCUUAA